Messenger RNA from Cylindrotheca closterium, 438 nucleotides. Lineage: Eukaryota; Bacillariophyta; Bacillariophyceae; Bacillariales; Bacillariaceae. The record is from the annotation of a GenBank genome assembly.
AUGAAAAUCGCCGCUGUCUUUUUUGCCUGCAUUACUCUGAAAGAGGCAUCUUGCUUUACCAGCAGCUUCACUCCUUCAUCAAACGGAAUUGUUGCCCCCAAGUCAUCGUCAUCACUUCAAAUGGUCGAUACCGCCGUCCUUCAAGGAGCUGGGAUCGCUCUUUUUGGUCUGGGAGCCGGAAUCGGUCUUGUUGCCUUCACAGAAAAACAAGGAGAACGGGGGCGGGAACGCGGAAGUGGUCUCUCCGAUUCAAUGGCGACACAAUUGUCUGGAAUGUUCAUGGAAGAUGUUGAAGUUAGUUCUGUUGAUGAUGUUGGUUCCCUUGCUAGUCAAUUGGAGGCUGCUUUGAAGGCUUCUGGAGGUACAUCUGAUGAAGAGCUAGAAUUGUCUGAGGAAGAGAAGAAGAGAAUUGAAGAAGAAGCCGAUGAUGGAUGGUAA